Oncorhynchus masou masou (cherry salmon) is the source of this 4443-nucleotide messenger RNA. Its product is annotated as 4-galactosyl-N-acetylglucosaminide 3-alpha-L-fucosyltransferase 9-like. NCBI's taxonomy places the organism in Eukaryota, Metazoa, Chordata, Actinopteri, Salmoniformes, Salmonidae. The coding region runs from base 560 to 1648 and encodes 362 amino acids. The transcript is spliced from 3 exons. Gene Ontology annotation, cellular component: membrane. The record is from RefSeq and is a predicted model, not a curated record. Gene Ontology annotation, molecular function: alpha-(1->3)-fucosyltransferase activity.
CCCACAUCGCAUCACAUGCCUUACAUUGCGUCCUUAUAUUAACGAAACGUUGCAUUUGAUCAUAUUUUGUGAAUUAACAAUAGCCUAACAGUCAUUUUCGAAUUCUGGUAACCUUGGCAAUCAGGUCGCAUUAGAUGUGUAUUUUUAUAGCUCUCCGUUGCAAGAUCGUGGAAACGAUAUGGGUUUCGGCUCCCAUGAAUAUUGGCCAAUUCCUGCAAAUAUUGCCACCGGCGCAGUGUAUUUACAUCCUUAACGUUUUCGGCAUGUAGGAUGGUAUGAGGGAACGACCUGGCAAGCCAAUGGGAAGAUAUGCAUAUUUUAACACACGCUUGUCGAGAUGGAGACAUCAAUGAGAUGACCUGGGAACUCAAAAUCAGACCAAAUUCACUAGACGACUAAGGACCUUAUUCCAACUGUGUGCAGCAACACUUCAUUCAAAUGCUACUUCACCGAGAAGGGCAAUCUCAUUGCUGAGCCAAUGUAGAAACUGCACCUUCAGGAUUGCAUUACUUCUUUCCUUGCCUGGAUUUGAGCACAGUCAGAUCUACCAGGACAGAGUAUGCCAUCUGCAUCUUUCCACAGAAUUCUACGACCAUUUCUACUUGGCACCUUUCUACUGGGCUGUUUUGUGACUCUGGUUUUGAUGUACUUCAAACCGUCAACUAGCUGGCUAUCAGGUCCUGUAGAGUCAACCGCAUCCACUAUCCAAGUUAAAAAUCUCUUCUCUACCAAGGGUGACAAAAACCUCACCACUGUACUCGUCUGGCUCUGGCCCUUUGGACAGACCUAUGACCUGGGUGUCUGCAGCUCUCUGUUCAACAUCGAGGGCUGUUUCAUCACAGCAGAUCGAAACCUAUAUAAUAAGUCAGAUGGGGUCGUCAUACAUCACAGGGAUAUCUGUACUGAUCUCUCCAACCUGCCCCCCCUUCAGCGUCCCUCCUUCCAAAAGUGGAUAUGGAUGAACCUAGAGUCACCAUCCCACUCCUCUCAGCUGCCCGGUAUUGAAAACUUGUUUAAUUUAACUUUGAACUAUCGUCAGGAUGCUGAUAUCGAAGUGCCUUAUGGGUCGAUUGUGACGGCCCAAGGGGACGAGGAUUUUGUGCCACCGAGCAAAAGCAAGUUGAUCUGCUGGAUUGUCAGCAACUGGAACCAGGAUCACGUGCGAGUGAAAUACUACAAUGAGCUCUAUAAACAUAUUGAGGUUCACGCUUAUGGACAAGCCUUUGGAGAGUACAUUGCAGAUCAAGAAUACUUUCCUACCAUCGCCAGUUGUAAAUUCUACUUGGCGUUUGAGAACUCAAUUCACAAAGACUACAUCACAGAGAAACUGUAUAACCCACUCUCUGUAGGGACGGUGCCUGUGGUUUUAGGUCCACCAAGACAGAACUACGAGAACUUUGUCCAGGGGGAAGCCUUUAUCCAUGUGGAUGACUUCACCUCACCCAAAGAGCUGGCUGAUUAUCUCCUGCUCUUGGACAGGAAUGAGGAAAUGUAUCUCAGAUACUUUGAGUGGCGACGGCACUUUAAAGUGAAAAAGGCAUACUUCUGGGCCGAACACACAUGCCUCGCUUGUGAUCAUCUCAAAAGGCACAAGGAGUACAAGGCAUUCAAUAACCUUGAUAAAUGGUUUUGGGGUAGAAUGCCUUGAAGGGCCAUGAAAUUGUUGUUUUGCAGUUGGAGGCAUUGCUUUAAAAUAUAUUCAGUCAUGAUGUAUUUGACAUUGUCAUUGACAAUGUUCCAACAUGUUUUUCUCACUGGUUAUAGGGGCCCAAAUAAGCCAUUCUCUUUUUUAUUUUGAUGCCAGACAGAUUUGCUCAGCCUUAAUUUGUCUCUUGCAUUUCAAUUCAAUCAUGAUUUAUGUUGUCAUUUGCAAUGCAUUUAAUAUUUGUUUCAUAAAAUCUCACUUUUAUACAUGACCAAAAGUAUGUGGACACCUGCUCGUCGAACAUCUCAUUCCAAAAUCAUGGGCAUUAAUAUGGAGUUGGUCCCCCCUUUUGCUGCUAUAAUAGCCUCCACUCUUCUGGGAAGGCUUUCCACUAGAUGUUGGAACGUUGCUGCAGGGACUUUCUUCCAUUCAGCCACAAGAGCAUUAGUGAGGUCGGGCACUGAUGUAGGGCGAUUCGGCCUGGAUCGCAGUCUGCAUUCCAAUUCAUCCCAAAAGUGUUCCAUGGGGUUGAGGUCAGAGCUCUGUGCAGGCCAGUCAAGUUAUUUCACAACGAUUUUGACAAACCAUUUCUGUAUGGACCUCACUUAGUGCACAGGGGCAUUCUAUGCAUCCUAUGACAUUUUAACAUUGAAAGUCACUGAGCUCUUCAGUAAGGACAUUCUACUGUCAAUAUUUGUAUAUGGAUAUUACAUGGCUGUGUACUCGCUUUUAUACACCUGUCAGCAAUGAAUAUGGCUGAAAUAGCAGAAUCCAUUCAUUUGAAGGGCUGUCCACAUACUUUUGUGUAUAUAGGUGUUUAAUCUCUGAAUGUGACCGCAUUUGCUGCUAUUUGUUUUUCAUGAUGUACUGUAACUGUUUUGCUAUGUGGGAAUCGAGCUGGCAUGACAUUUUCAUAUGGCACUAUACAAUACAUUUUUGAAAUUGAAGAAAUAGUUGUCAUUUAAAAUAUGUACUAUUUAUUCAAUUGAGGCAUUUUAUGAUAGACUUUCAUAUGUAUUAGUGAUACAGUCAUCUAUGCAGUGUUUAUUGAACACAUGAAAGUAAUUAAAUUGUGUAAUUUACUGUAAAAUGGAAAUUUGUAUUGUUUGAUGGUAGCAUUUGCACUGCAAAACACACUGACACUCAUCUUUGAUCAUGUAUGUACAUUAUUACAGUACAGAAAGAAGGAAAGGAAGAUAAAUAAAAAAAUAGAUAACUAUUAUGUUAAUAGUGGUUUCUUAGUGAGCAUUAUCACAUUAAAUGCAUUGCAGUUCUAUCAUAUGCUCCAUGAAUAUUUUACUUACAAUUUGCCCAAUUUGACAUGAAUAAUGAAUCAUAUGCUUAUCUGUGUGGGCUUGUCUAUUGCCAUCUAGCCACAUUGUCUUAAAUAUUCACUUGUAUAUUUUUAACCUUUGAGCAAAUUUCAGUGCAUGAAAAAUAGGAUAACUAUUCAAGCUUGGAUCUGCCCACACAUCUGUGGUUUCAUUGUGAAAAAUUUAAAAUGCUAUUAACUUUCUUAUUUUUUUAUUUUUAUACCAAAGAUACCUCCGACCUUGAACUUAAACACCACAUAAUGACCUGAGGUAAUAUGUACAUUAUGUACACUACCGUUCAAAAGUUCGGGGUCACGUCGAAAUGUCCUUGUUUUUUAAAGAAAAUAAAAGAUUUGUCCAUUUAAAAUAACAUCAGAUUGAUCAGAAAUGCAGUGUAUUGAGGAGUGCAGUGUAUUCUUUCAAAAACAAGGACAUUUUGAAGUGACCCCAAACUUUUGAACGAUAGUGUAUAUCAUAAUACCUGUCAUUAUGUCAUGUUUGACUAUAUUAUGAUGCUGGUAUGAUGUAUAGUUCAAAUACAGUGUACCACUUUUGUUGAAGGUUGAAUACACAAACCAUUCAGCAUACAUAAACGAUUAAUAAAAUGUUCAUGAAAUCGGCACCCUAAUGAGGUUCAGAGUGCAUUCAUAUAGUCAUUAUUGAAUAGUAUGUCACAUGACAGGAUAAAUGUGAAAAUAAAAGUCACAUGAACAAAUACAUUUUUGUCAGAACACAUUUUUCUUCCCUCUAUAGCAUUAUUAUGUAUCACUACAAAGUAAUCAUGAAUGUUGCCGUUGUUAUACUUUGCUUACUUUGAAUUUAAUUUCCAAAUAUCCAUAGCCAGCAUAAAGCAUAUUCUUGAAAUGAUCUGAAAUAAUAUCCUGCCUCUGAUGUUUUUACCAAAAACAGAACACUGUCACCGGCAAUUGUUAAAAGCCAUUUAGUAAUUUAGCCAUUUCCUUUUGCUUUCCAAAUGUAAAAAACACAAUGUUUACUUACCAUAUACUAUUCCGUAAUGUAAAUGAUAGUGAUCAACCAAAACAUGAAAUGAGAAAAUGUUUAUAUUUGUCAUGAAACAACACUUAACUGUGGACUAAUGUCACUAAUGACAUGCAGUUGAUCCUCAAAUAUAUGAAUGAGUUAGACUGACCGGUCAACCGAAUGGGAAAUAUAACUUCUGUUGCUUACAUGCUCUAGAAAUACACCAGAUGUUUACAGUAUCUGGAUAUAUGUUUUGCAAACACAUGUAAAAAUGCAAUCAAUAAAAGUAAUAAUAAAAGGUUUGAGAAGUUAAAUUUAAAAGUUAAGGACAUUUCAGUGUUCCGAACUACCACCAUUCCCAAUGUUUUCGCAUCUGAGUUCUUUCUGUGAAAAGCUUUACAAAUGCACUAUGGAAGGUCUUUUAUAAAUGUGACUUAUACCUUAAUGGAUGUGUUAUGAAUGUUUCUUAUGCUGUUAUGAAUGCUUUAUGUAGGAGUAAUGGAU